UUACAAUUUUAUGGGUUGUUUUUAUAGGUUAUCACGAGCAGGGCUCAAUAAAGAUAACUACAAACAUACCCUAGGCGCAGAUGUAGACCCAGAGUACGAAUUCUACCAUCUUGCUUCUCUUUUCAAUGACUACUGAAACGCCCAACUUGUGGAAUUUACACGCUCUGUGAGGCGUCGUCCAUUUUCGCCCGCCUCGUACGAAUGUUCUCCGGACGAUAUUAUGACAUUCACUUUCCCCAUCGAGACCCAAGAUCAGAAGGCCCUAAUAGGAUGCGGAGUAGCGUUUAGCCUCUUGCCGGCUGUCGUCGUCUAUCUACGCAUCUUGGCGAGGCAUAAGGCCAAUAGGCCAAUCGACACCAGCGACUAUUUGAUCGUGAUAUCGUGUCUUUUUGUGGUUUGCUAUCAAGCGAUUACGAUCUCAGCGGUCUUCGUCGGUGGAUUAGGUUUCCAUGUCGACGAUAUACAGAAUAGAUUCGGCAUCGAAUCUGGUGCUACCGUAUUUAUGAAGCACCUGGUAGCACUCCAGAUCUUUUGGGCGCUUGGCCUGAGUUUCUGUAGAAUAUCCAUCAUUCAUCUGUUCGCAAGAAUCUUUGUGAUUCAAAGCUUCAUUGUAACAGCUAGAAUUACUUGCGUGGUGAUAUUCUUAUGGGCUCUCGGAGCUAUACUCACCCCCUUUGUGGCAUGUCGACCUUUCGAGUAUACCUGGGACAAGUCUAUCGAGGGAGGCGGAACAUGCGGAAACCCAUUGAUAUCAUGGUUCGUGACAGGUUCUGUUAGCAUGAUAUGCGAUCUGGUUAUUCUUCUCAUGCCGAUGCCCUCUUUGCUUCGUCUGGAAUUGGCAUGGACUAAGCGGUUGAUGUUGGCCGCAACUUUUGGCAUUGGAAUAUUGACUUGCGUUGUCAGCGUCAUGCGUAUCAUUUCCAUUGCUGGCAUAGAUCUCGAAGAUGUUACUUUCACGAUGCCGCACGCAAUUCUUUUCAGUGCUCUGGAGCCUUGUAUCGCCGUGACACUGGCUUGUGUCAUUGUUCUACGCCCCCUUUUCGGCGGUGAAUAUUUGCCCGACGGUACAGCGACUUUUCACACCCCAUCAGUUGACGCCAUAGCGAGGAAGAAUAGCACCCGGCGGUUUCGGCAACUCAAUGAUGACUCGUCUGAGACGCGGUUAAGGCCAGAGGAAGUUGGGUAUCGGGCAACUAUCGCAAAAUCACCAGAGCCUUUCAAGGGAUUUGGAGUGUUAGGGGAAGGUCUUGAAAUGGGGUUGAUUUCGAUAAAACAAGAAUGGACCGUGAAGGAAGAGCCACGUCCGACGACCUCAGAAACACAGCACAGAUAGGGAAACACAAUAAAACCAUAGAGAUUAGAACUCUCCGACACAACACCAAUACGCAUUCGACUCGAUUAUCGCUGGUACAUGCGUCGCCAA
Molecule: messenger RNA, 1423 nt
Organism: Hypoxylon fragiforme
Lineage: Eukaryota; Fungi; Ascomycota; Sordariomycetes; Xylariales; Hypoxylaceae
Exons: 6
Coding region: 221-1333 (370 amino acids)
Source: RefSeq, a predicted model, not a curated record